CAUGAAAGGGCUUUACAAGAAGAUUUCCAGAGGACAUAAUAUUUUCAAAGAUCCUAUUAAGAAAGUUCAGUUGAAACACGAGACUAGAAAUAACUUAUUCAGUUAUCAAAGAAACAAAAGGUUAUUCAUAGUUGGAACGAUCUUGACUGUUGCUCCUAUCUUUUAUAUGAAACGCCCAGACCCCUGGAGAUUAGUUUCAAGAUUUACUGGGUGGUUCGCAUCUCUCAAUCUUCCUCAAUUUGUGCUUCUUCCGAUAUUGAAGAUGUAUAUCUCUGUAUACAAAAUCAACACAGAUGAAAUCUUGAUAGAAGACUUAAAGGAGUAUAAGUCUAUUAGCCAGUUUUUCAUCAGAAAACUUAAAGAAGGAGUCAGAACAAUUGACGAGCCAAACAACCCUAGUUCAAUAUGCUCACCUUGUGAUGGAACUGUCUUCAAUCUUGGAACUUGUGAAGAAAACACUCUUGUAAUUGUGAAAGGACAUACUUAUAAAGUAUCAGAGUUUUUGUUUGGUCAGAAUAAAUUUGAGAGAAAAGAUUUCUUGGAUAUUUUAGAUAAAAUAAAGAAAAGAGGGAAUGAAAUGAAAUACAUUCUUCUAUACCUAUCCCCUUCAGAUUACCAUAGAUACCACUCUCCCACUUCCUUCACCACUAGCUACAGAAGACAUAUUCCAGGAACUUUGUAUCCAGUUAUGCCUUCGUUCGUCAAAAAGAAGCCUGAAGUAUUCAAUGCCAAUGAGCGUGUUAUCCUUCUUGGAGAUUGGAUACAUGGUUUCUUCACUACAUCCUUCAUUGGAGCUACCAACGUUGGAUCGAUUGUCGUAAACUUCGACAAAGCUCUCAAGACAAACAAAAGUAUCACAGACUAUAAGUGUCAAGAUGAAAACUUUAUUGAAAUGACCGACUUCGAUGGAAUUUUCAAAAACAAUGUAAUCAUCAAGAAGAAUUCCUUAGGUAAAAAUGAAGAAGACGUCGUAAACAUUCUCCCUGAAUGAGAGAUGUUCGAUGUUAAAGAUAUGAUUGACACCAACGCUGGGCAGACAAAGUUUGUGUACAACGAAUCCCAAGAGAUGGACCUCAAAUACAACAUUAUCAACUCUUUCCAACCUGAAGAGGCUCAGGAGCAGUUUGAUGAAUACCAAAAAUAUUUGAGUGAGAAGUUAGAGAAGCCAGGUGAGUAUAUCCAGGCGUUUUCAAGAACCAACAAGGGAAUUAUGCUUAAAAAGGGUCAAGAGAUCGGAUACUUCAACAUGGGUUCCAGCAUCAUGUUGGUCUUUGAAGCUCCCAAGGGAAGUAAAUUCAGUGUCGAAGAGGGUCAAACUGUUAAAUUGGGCAAUACUUUGAUGAAAGUUGAAUAAUCUCUCAA
Molecule: messenger RNA, 1362 nt
Organism: Moneuplotes crassus
Lineage: Eukaryota; Ciliophora; Spirotrichea; Euplotida; Euplotidae
Source: the annotation of a GenBank genome assembly